Molecule: messenger RNA, 6733 nt
Organism: Asterias rubens (European starfish)
Lineage: Eukaryota; Metazoa; Echinodermata; Asteroidea; Forcipulatida; Asteriidae
Product: F-actin-uncapping protein LRRC16A-like
Exons: 33
Coding region: 150-5516 (1788 amino acids)
Biological process (GO): cell migration; regulation of Arp2/3 complex-mediated actin nucleation
Cellular component (GO): plasma membrane; lamellipodium
Molecular function (GO): protein binding
Source: RefSeq, a predicted model, not a curated record
CUCCCACAAGUGUGCGUGAGAGCCCCACACCAACUUCCUGAUCUUGUCAACUUGUUCUUCGUGGUUAUUCGUUCUGUGUUUCGUGAAGUUACCUACCCCGCAUUACAGUUGAUGUGUUCAUCUACCUUGUGGAAGCGUUUUGUGUAAAAAUGAGCUCCCUAGAAGUAAUUUCAUCGGAGCUGGGAGAUUCUGUUCUAAGCUGUCUUGGAGAACGCUUCAAUCAUGGCACGCUCAAGCUGGUCCGAAUGGAUUCAUCAAAAGGGGAUAAACUGGAGACCAAAAUACUGGGAUUGUCCAAGUACAGAGCAUUUAUACUUGCAAACAAGAUUCCAACAAAACUUGAGCAUGAGUUCAACUUCUUGGAGAUUCACAGCAUGGAAAGUCUAAAGCCACUCCAGUUGAAGAUCUUUGUGAAUUCAAAGAAGGAUAACACGAAUAAGACGACAUACAGUCUUUCUACAGACAAGACAGAGGAGAUUGAUUGUAUCAUUGAAAACAUAGCCCUGGAGAUCAAGAAGUGCUUCCCCAAUGUCUUCCCUAUUGAAGCAAUAAUACCCCGAAUAACGGCUAAACCAGAGAGCCGAAUGAUGAGCCUCAACAUGAAGCUAGAGGAGACGUAUCCAGAACUGGGGCCUUGUGGUGGCUUCACACAGAUGUACGCAUGUAUGUGUGAUCUACACCAAGAGGCAUACAUGGCUGAAGUAGCAUGGGAUGUGGAUACAAUCUACUUGUCCCAUGACUCCAAAGAGUUAUGCCUGAAUGAUUUUGAUCAUUUGUCAAACAGGGAUCUUGUGCCUAUCAUCGCAGCAUUAAUUCACAACAACUGGUUCACCAAGCUGUCUUUCAGAAAUGCAUCCAAACUGAGCAGUGAUGCUGCACGGGAGAUAAAUAAAGUGUUACUGAAAUCUUCACAUCUAGAGCAACUAAUCCUGGAAAAUGUUGGACUUAAAGGGUCCUUCACACAGGACAUGUGCACAGCGGUGCUUACCAACCAGAACACCUCCUUGCGACACAUCAAUCUGUCUAAUAACUCACUUGAUGAUAGAGGUAUUAGAUACCUGGCCAGUCUACUGCAUAAACUACCCAAUGGUCUAGUGGAACUCAAUCUGGCACGUACAGGCCUAACAGCAGAAGGAACUCUUCACCUUGGCAAGGCACUUGUUGACAACAACUUCAUGUCUAUAUCCUUGGUCAAGCUUGAUGUAUCUGGCAACCCCUUCAAAGAUGGAGACAUCAGUAACCUCACAAUGUUCCUGGCCCAGCCCAACUCACUGACACAUAUCAACAUGUCAGACACAGAGUGUGCCCUGGACAAUGUGUUUGUCGCCCUCUUCAGGGGAUGUUGCUCCAAUCUUUCUCAUCUUAACCUGGCUGGAAACACAUUUACAUACAGGAGGGGUAAGGAUGUACCAAUCCAGGUGUCCUUCAAGCAGUUCUUUGCCACAUGUACCAAGCUCAAGUACUUGAAUCUCGCCAGGAAUAAACUUCCUUAUGAAGUGGUCAAGGAAGUCCUCCUUGGUAUUGGAUCCAAUGACAACCUUCAAGAUGUGGAGCUUGACCUCAGCAGUAAUGAUCUGAAGACAGAGGGGUGCAGAAUUAUUGCUGGCGGUAUUGCUCAUGUCAACAACAUUGCUACAUUGAACCUCAGCGAUAAUGACUUCAAUGCAGAACUUGCUCACCUUGUUGAUUGGAUUGGACAGAGUAAGACCAUUCGCUCAUUGGACCUCAGCAAGAACAUGUGCAGUGUCAAGUACAAGCAGCUGCUGAAGGUACUGGAAACCAUUGUGCAAGUCAUUCAGGCUGAAGGAUUGCCUCUACAAACCCUGUCAUUGGCCGAUAACAAAAUGAAGUUUGAGACUAUUCAGAUCAUCAAUGCUUUGGGGAGUAACACAACGCUGACCAGUGUGGAUAUCAGUGGUAACAACAUGGGAGACAUUGGUGCUCGUAUGCUUGCCAAGGCCUUACAGUUAAACACCAAGCUACACACAGUCAAGCUAGAUGGCAAUGGUAUCACAGCAUCAGGCUUCAAUGAUCUUGCCAACGCACUGGAAAAGAACUACACUCUGAAGUACAUGCCUACUCCAGUCAAUGAUGUAACGGCUGCAUUGAAGGUCAAUGCUGAGAAGACGUCCGAGUCAUUACAGAAGAUCCAAUCUCUACUGCAGAGGAAUCACAGCCAGCAUAAGUUCUCUGAUGAUCAAGCCUUCAGGCUGCAGCAGGGCUUCUUAUACACUACAGCUCACCAGAUGGUUGACAAGUUGGUCGUCCAGAUCCAGGAUACCAUUAAAGAGCUUGUUGACUGUACCGAUGAAGACGUCCAAGCUGAUGUUAAUAAAGCACAGAAUUACAUACAAGAUGCUGAUAACUCGAAACUGUUGCUGAAUGCCCUCCAUCAGGUAGCCCUGAACACAGACGGCAGCGAUGUGAAAAACCAGCUGGAAGACAUGGCUGGACAGUUAAAAAGCAUCGUUGAAAAUCAACUCAAGUCUAGUGCAUCAGGGAUGUUAACGACGUCCACCAAGCAGUGUAGUCAUACGAUGGAGGAUAGCGCCCUCAAGGAGAGUCUUGAUAACGUAUGCCAGGGCCAGAGUAGUAUGCCUCGGAGAUUCCUACAGGAUGUAGUGGAGCAGGUCGGAGCUGCCAUCUCCAACAAAAUGGGAGAGGCACAUUUGGCCAUGGCUAGCCACAUCUCAGACACUAUCACUGAUGAGAUCAUGGAACAUCUGACGGACUGUUAUCAUAAACUGUUGGAACACCAGGCAAUGUUCAAGACCAGGAAGGGAUCUCUGCUGACGAACGGCACAGAAGCAAUGACCAAUCAUGAUGAAGAACAGAAGAAAGACUCUGAGGAGAAGACAGAGGAAGUUAAGAGUGUUGAAGGGCAUCAGCUAUCCAGACAUGAGGGUUCACGGUACCUGAAGGGUAAUGUCAGCCGGAGUGAGUCCCAACGUUAUAAGGAAUCACCAGCUUUCCAACAACGGAAGAGUUGUAAAGUGCGCCCUCGCUCAGUCAUCAUGAGAGAUUUUGAGUUUACUGUAGCUGAGGUAGACAGUGCAGACUCACUUGACACUACCGAUGGUGGGGCCCCUUCAAAGCCGAUCGCUAGUCCUACCCCUACCUCCAAGCCCACAUCCCCAACCCCUAAAGUCUAUCAGCAGAACAAGAAAGCAACGAAGCAGACAGUCAAGGCUUUUGAUGAGCUCUCCAACUCUCAGGCGGGGACUCUGACUGAUUUAAGGAAGAACAGACCAAGAGCACCAAGACAGCGGCCCUCCCGGCCAGUUAACAAACCGGUAGCACCCAUUGAAAGUGUCAAUGCAUCUGCUGUGGAUAGUGGAGUGACUGAUUUCUUCUCUGCUGGUCUUACUGACUUAGUUGUACCAAACAACCAGACCCAGUUAAACACUUCACAGAAUGUAGAUGAUCACUCCCCAGACACUGGCAAGUCUAAGAAACAUAUUAAGAAGAUGGGAGGAUUAUUCCACAAGAAUAAAGCUAAAGAUGAAGACAAACAAAAGAAGGAGGACAAGAAAGAAGAGCCUGCAUCCGGCAAGAAAAGGUUCCGGCUGAAUAAUAUGUUCAAGAGGAAACAAUCCAUGCCUAACAUGGAGGAGCCGGAGCAGGCCAAGCCAGAGGGAGGCAAACGACGUGAGAGCCAGCCCGUUGCUAAAAAAUCACCUCCAGAACCCGCUCCUACUCCUGCUCCCACUCCAAUAGUUGAAGCACAAAGCAAACCCCUCAAUGAAGAGCUGUCUCGUAAGGUGACUGAGAAGAGAGCGAUGCUGGUACCAAAGAUUCAGAAGUCAAUCAAGACAACCACCAGCCCAAUUAAAAACCCUGAACCAACUCUUGAAACAAAAGAUGAACCCAAGAUGGAACCCAAGACGGAACCCAAGACGGAACCCAAGACCGAACCCAAAGCCGAACCCAAACCCGAACCUAAGGCCGAACCUAAGGCUGAAACAAAGCUAGAACCAAAAGCCGAACCAAAGGCCGAACCCAAAACCGAACUAAAGGUCGAACCCAAGACUGAAACCAUGGCUGAGCCCAAGGCCGAAACCAAGACAGAGCCCAAGUCUGAACCCAAGGCCGAACCCACAGCAGAAUCAAAGAUUGAACCAAAGGCUGAACCCAAGGUGGACCCUAAGGUCUCUGAAGAAGGCGCCAAAGCCCAAGCUAGCAAGGAAGAUGUCCCAGCUGUAGAUAUUACCCAAGUGAGCUCAAACCCUGAUGAGGUUUCUGGGAAGGAAGACGGUGAUGCUGCCGUUGGUGAUAACAAAGAAACCCCUGAGGAGACGGUGGAAGAAGUUGUCGUGGAGAGAAGGAAACCCCCUGCAGGUGCCAUGAUGCUGGGAGGUACCAAUAUGCUGCAGGAGAUGAAACUAAAGCGAGAAAAGAAGGCUGCUGACCGAGCAAGUAGGGAAAUCCUGGAGAGUCAGACUCCUAAAGUGGACGAAGUGGCUUCAAAAGAAACCACUGAGAGCCCAGCAGUUCCUGGUUCCCCAGAGAAGCCCACGCCCAAACUGAACCUAGUGAUCCCAGUUGUAACCUCUCCUGAGCCAGGAUCCCCAAAAGCUGCAGGACCCCCAUCUUUCAUUAAGCCUUCUCUUUCUCCAAAGGUGAUGUCCCCACUAGCAUCCCCACGAAGGUCACCUCUCGCCAAGGCAGCUAGUAGUCAAUUGCCUCCUGAAGAAACUCUCAGUACGUCUAAGGAUGACGCUAAUGCCAAGGAGGAGAAGAGAGACAGCAGUGAGCUCAUGAGACCCAAACUCCCGGAGGCAACGAGGCCCAAAAUUGAAAAGGAGAAACCUCAAAUCAAGGGACGACCUCCCUCUGGGAAGUUUGAAAUUCCGUCACUGAAAUCGACUCCUACUUCCCCAACCACCCCCGAGAUUGUAGCUCCAUUUGAGAAAAGUGUGAAGCCUUCGGAUAUCUUGAAGAGGAAUUCCGCAGAGAUCAAAGUGAAGUCCCCAGGAGAGGUGCCAAAGAGGAAUUCGGUGGAGGUGAAACCUGCAGAGAGUGUUACCCCAAAGCCAUCAUCCAGACCUGGUUCUACUACCGAAGACAAGCUCCAUCAGUCUGCUGAGGGUAAACCAAACGGAGAUGCAGUCUUCCCAAAACCUAGACCCAAGCCUCCAAAGAGACCUGUUGCUUCUGUACCCGUAGUUGCCAAAAAACCUGGUGUCUCUCUGAGGAAACAAAGCUCUCCUGCUGUCAGUGUAAAUGACCUUCCAUCUAAGCCUGAGGUCAGACCAGAAGGCAGUCCACAGAAAGGUUACUCACUACCCAAGAGCCAGCCUAGGACUGCACCAUCUAUUGCAACCAAGCCUCGCUCCAGGUCCUUAGAGCCUAGCAUGGCAGCCAAAGUAGAGAUUAAGGUUCCAACAGCAGGUGUCGGAGGGUCUGCCCUCCUGGAGGUACCUGGCAGUGGGUCUAGUAAUAAGAGGGACUCUACCCUCUCCAAGGAAAGCGAUGAUGAGACAAUACAGGAUACUGAUGAAUAUUCAUCUAUUUGAGCCACUCCUCUCGGCCCCUCUAACAGCAAGUUAACGAGCAGAUUCUCUCCCCAGCAACCUGUGACCUGUAACUUAGAAGCAAAUUGUCUGUGCUUUUUAGUAAUUAGUCCUUCUGCAUUGACGUCGUCUCGCUGCCAUCUAAGGGCCUUGUCACACGAGGCAACUUUUACAGGCAACUUGGAGGCAACCAAAACUGCAAUGCAUGUUACAUUUACCACUUUGGUAGCAGAUGAGUCAUAUUUCAAACAAUGUCUUACGAUCCCCAAGAUUAAAAUAAGAACAUUCAAACAUGGAGCGCUUUCCUUCAUGGAUAUUGUCUGGAGCUAGUUGCCUGUAAACUCGUGUGACAUGACCCUUAAACUGAUCAACAAUUACGUAGCACAUAUUUGUACAUGCAGUGCACAAGAUGGGCCAAUGAGCGACGACCUGUCGACCUGUAGGUGAUAUUGCCUUACUCCAGUGACGUCAUAUGCAUGUAAGGUCUACAUGUGUCGUUUUUAGUUUACUGGACUCAACGCCAAUUUUCACAAAACUGUAAGCAGAAUACUUCAUACAUUCUGAGCACAAAUAGCCGCAAAUAUAUUUUUGCUGAAAUCACUUUCUUCUAUGCGGUAUUUUGUUGUGUUCAAUUAGAGAUUUGUUUUAUUAACUAUUUCCAAUUAACUAAUGCAAACUUUAGGGAACAACACUGCAACUUUUGGCAAACAAAGGCCAUCAGCAAAACUUAGCCAACAGUCUAGAGGCGGUGUUGGCUAAUGUUAGCAAACUGUAAACAAAAGCAGUGAAAAGUGCAUGACAAUUUGGCAAAUGUGACCAAACUUUCUGCACGAUUUAAUUCACAGGCACCUUAAAUUAUUGAAAUAAUUUAGAUGAUGACACCAGUUUGUUGAAAUACGCCCUUUGCAAGUGAUGCUGUACCCUGAUGCAUUAAUUUGGGGUUAAUAUAUUGUUAUUGUAAUUUAUAUACAGAUUUCAAGACGUGCAUGUUUGAAACAAAAACAGAGUUUAUUUUUCAACUAUUUUUUAAGUGUUGUUAUUUGGUACCCCAGUAGAGGCUUAACUGUUUAGGGGUUGUCCAACAAGUAUCUAUUUAUGUUAAGUAGGCAUGAAACGUUACAUGAUUGAGAGACAAUGGAGUGUUUAAGCUUUGGAAAUCACAAUGAAAUUCUUCAGAGUUGUGAAGAAAAAAAAAACCAUGAAAAACUGGAAAGACAGAA